UAUCCCCAAUCAAAAACACACAGAAAGCAACAAUGCAUUUAAAGAUACUAAUAGUAGUAGCAGCUAUGGCAGCUUUGGGAGCAGCAUAUGCACAAGACGAGUCACAUUGUGAAAGGUCAUGUGGUGAUGUGAGUAUUAUGUUCCCUUUUGGUUCGGGUGAGGGAUGCUACUACAAUUCGGAUUUCCUUGUUACUUGCAACCAAUCAUCAUCCGGUGAGCAAACACUUUUCCUUGGACUACCCAAAAAUGAUGUUGUUAUAACAAAUAUGUCAACGGACACAAGUGAGAUGGAGAUUAUGAUGUUUGUAGCGAGUGAUUGCUACAACAUCUCUGGUCCAACUUAUAGGAGGCGUGCAUCUUUGAAAUUGGCAGUUACAGACAGGGAUUUUCAGAUCUCAACCAAGAACAAGUUUAUUGCCAUUGGUUGUGACACGCAUGCAUAUUUUAAUGGAACAAGGGGGAAUGUGUCUGUUGGCACUGGUUGCAUUUCUAGAUGUGGUAGCAACAAGCUUGUUACAAAUGGAUCUUGUUCGGGUGUUGGGUGUUGUGAAGUAGCAGUGCCAGAAGGAAUGAACUCCUUUCGUAUGAGUCUAAGCAGCUAUAAUAACCAUACAAAUAUAACUGACUUCAACCCUUGUAGCUAUGGCUUUUUUGUACAAGAAGGGAAGUUCAGUUUUUCUACCACUAAUUUGCUUAAUUUUCAAAGCCGAAAGGUGCCUAUGCUACUUGAUUGGGGAAUCGGAAACUCGACUUGUGACAUAGCAAAAAAGGACGUGGAUAAAUUCUUAUGCAGGGAAAACAGCAUAUGUGAUAAAACUUAUAAAGGUCGUGGAUAUCGCUGUAACUGCAGUGAAGGCUAUGAAGGCAAUCCUUAUGUUCGCUGUAAUAAUGUUGAUGAGUGUCAAAAAGAAGAUCAUGGUUGCGUACAUAUAUGCAAUGAUGAACCAGGAAACUAUACAUGUAAAUGUCGAAAAGGUUAUUCUGGAGAUGGAAGGAAAAAUGGAACAGGCUGCACUGCAGAUCAAUCAAUGCUUAUAAAGAUUUCAGUAGGUUCCUCAUUUGCUGCCAUCGUUCUGAUUGUGUUUGUUAAUUGGUUGUAUUUCGGACUCAAGAAACGUAAACUUAUGAUCCUUAGAGAAAAAUUCUUCAAGCAAAAUGGUGGAAUCUUGUUGCAGCAAAGAAUUUCUGGGGAUGGUGGAUCUAAUGAUCAAGCAAAAGUCUUUACUGUAGAAGAGCUUAAGAGGGCAACCAACAACUAUCAUGAUAGCAAGAUUAUUGGUAAGGGUGGCUAUGGCACAGUUUAUAAAGGAGUACUAUCAGAUAGCAGAACAGUUGCCAUAAAGAAGUCCAAACUAGCAGAUCAAACCCAAACCCAGAUAGAGCAAUUUAUUAAUGAAGUGGUUAUCCUUUCUCAAAUCAAUCAUAGAAAUGUGGUGAAGCUGAUUGGAUGUUGCUUGGAAACAGAAGUCCCAUUGUUGGUUUAUGAAUUCAUUCCAAAUGGCACACUAUCUGAUCACAUCCACAACAAAGGCAAGUCGUCUGCUAUUACAUGGGACAUCAGACUUAGAAUAGCAACAGAAACAGCUGAAGCCCUUUCCUACUUGCACUCUGCUGCAUCAGUCCCAGUCAUCCAUCGAGAUGUCAAGCCAACGAAUAUACUCUUGGAUGAUAGUUUUGUAGCAAAAGUAGCUGAUUUUGGAGCUUCAAGGCUAGUUCCUAUGGAUCAGAUUGAGCUGGAGACAAUGGUGCAAGGAACACUAGGCUACUUAGAUCCUGAAUAUAUGCAGACGAAUCAGCUGACAGAUAAGAGUGAUGUUUACAGUUUUGGGGUAGUGUUGGUGGAACUUAUGACUGGAAAAAAAGCUCUUAGCUUUGAUAGGCCGGAGGAAGAGAGGAACCUCGCCAUGCAUUUUCUAUCUUCUUUGAAACAGGGACGACUCUUUCAGAUUCUUGAUGAACAGCUGCAGAAAAAUGAUGAUCAUAACGAGAUCAUCAAAGUCUCAACACUUGCAGCAAGAUGCUUACAUGUUCAAGGAGAUGAAAGGCCUACCAUGAAGGAAGUAGCUAUGGAGCUGGAAGGAAUAUUGGCAUCAUUGAUACAAAAGCAUCCGUGGGUGCAAAGUACUUUGAAUGAAGACGAAGCUGAGUAUUUGCUUAAAGGACCAACUGAUGACUACGAAUGCACAGAGGUGGCAACUGGAAGUUCAAGUACAUUUGAUAGCAUCAGCAAGCUUACAAUAUUACCUAUUGCUAGUGGCAGGUAACAGUAGAUAUCGAUACUUUGUAUCUUUAAGAUUGUAAUCUAAUUUUUUUUUAUUAAUCUGUAUAUGUAUAUUUUAUUAUUAUAUUUUUCUUUUGAAAGAGCACCCAAAGGGAAAUUGAACUACCAUAUGCAUGAGUGGAUCGAUUGUGUAUUCUCUAUUUCUAUACCAUUCAUAAACAUUUUGACGUAAGACCGGUAGGUCUAGGUCCAACAUGAAGGACCACAAAAUCAAUUGACUAUAUGUUAGGUUUAAUUUAAUCUGGACAGAUUAUUCAAGUUUUAGUUUAGUAUUUGUUUUAUUUAGUUAAUUAAAUAAAUGGUAGUGGGUCUUGAGUUGAAUGGAUGAUGUAUAGCAAGUCGUUUGUAGUUUGGCUGUUUGGGGCAUUUAGAAGGUUAGUUGAUCGAGCUAGAAAAAAGGGACAUGUGGGUGGUUAUCUUUUUAUUGGGUUUAGCUUCCUCCGUUAGGUUAUGUACGCUAUAAAAAGCCUUUUAUUUUCUGAAAAAUUAGCAGUCAGUUUUUUUAUUUUUUUAUUUUUUUUAUU
This is a messenger RNA of Lactuca sativa (garden lettuce), 2805 nucleotides long. RefSeq names its product wall-associated receptor kinase 2. The record is from RefSeq and is a predicted model, not a curated record. Gene Ontology annotation, biological process: protein phosphorylation; cell surface receptor signaling pathway. Lineage: Eukaryota; Viridiplantae; Streptophyta; Magnoliopsida; Asterales; Asteraceae. Gene Ontology annotation, cellular component: plasma membrane. Gene Ontology annotation, molecular function: calcium ion binding; polysaccharide binding; ATP binding.